Molecule: messenger RNA, 3857 nt
Organism: Drosophila innubila
Lineage: Eukaryota; Metazoa; Arthropoda; Insecta; Diptera; Drosophilidae
Gene: Herc4
Product: probable E3 ubiquitin-protein ligase HERC4
Exons: 10
Coding region: 429-3602 (1057 amino acids)
Biological process (GO): ubiquitin-dependent protein catabolic process; protein ubiquitination
Molecular function (GO): ubiquitin protein ligase activity
Source: RefSeq, a predicted model, not a curated record
UUAUUUGUUGGUUUCUUUUGUUGUUGUUGCGGUUUUGAUUUGUUAUAAUUUGUUAUUUUUUCUAGAAAAGCGAUUUCUGUCGAAUUUUAAUCUAUAUUCCGGUUAGAAGCGUACUCAAUGCGCUAUUUAUAAAAGCAAUCACAGGCCCAGCCAAAAACCCGUUAAGAUCUCUUCAGCUUUGCAUCUGCCAAAUGCAUCUGUGUGCGUGUGGAACAAGAAUAAAGCCGAAAAAGUAACAAAUUGCACGACCGCAAAAAGAAUGUUUCUACUACACUGGCGCAUUCUCGAAUAUUCGCUGCUAUCUAAACAAAGUGAGGUAUCAAAAGAAUAAGUGAGGAGCGAGGGAAAUUCGAGCUGCGAUCAACGAUAAUACAACGAAUAUUUAAGUUAAGGUGAAGGGGAAGCGAAAGGAAGCGGAGUGAAGCGGCAUGGAUUUGUACUGUUGGGGCAACACAUCCCGCGGUCAGUUGGGACUUGGCGGGAUUGAGGAUGAGCAGAUAUUGGUGCCCAGCAAGAUACCUUGGCAGCCGGAUUCGGCAGUACAACAGAUAGCCUGCGGUCAUCGUCAUACACUCUUCCUCACGUCCAGCGGCAAGGUGUACGCAUGCGGGAGCAACGAUUACUCACAGCUAGGACACGAGCUGCCCACCAAAAGGCCACGUAUGUCGCCAUUUCUGGAAAUCCCAGAGCUGCAGGCGUAUGUGGUUACCCAAAUUGCCUGCGGUAGUCGUCAUUCCAUGGCGCUAACUGAAUGGGGACAGGUGCUCAGCUGGGGUGACAACGAGUGUGGCCAGUUGGGACAUGCCAGCGAUCAGGAGAUUAUCCAGCUGCCCAAAAUUGUGCGCUAUCUAGUCUCCAAAACGGUGGUUCAAAUCGCCUGUGGCAAUAAUCACAGCCUGGCUUUAACUUGCUGUGGCGAGCUGUAUUCCUGGGGAUCCAACAUAUAUGGCCAGCUGGGAGUGAAGUCGCCCAAUGAGCUCCAACAUUGUAACUAUCCCAUGCGACUGACCACGUUGCUGGGCAUUCCAGUGGCUGCCAUUGCCUGUGGCGGCAAUCAUUCCUUUCUCAUCUCCAAGUCAACCGCAGUCUUUGGCUGGGGACGCAACAAUUGUGGCCAGUUGGGACUCAACGAUGAAACGAAUCGUGCCUAUCCCACACAGCUGAAAACGCUUCGAACGCUGGGCGUACGCUUUGUCGCCUGCGGAGAUGAGUAUUCUGUCUUUCUGACCAACGAGGGGGGAGUAUUCACUUGUGGAGCUGGUGCAUAUGGUCAAUUGGGGCAUGGUUUCAACUCCAAUGAGAUGCUGCCCCGUAUGGUUGUGGAGCUAAUGGGUAGCACUAUUUCCCAAGUCGCUUGUGGCAAUCGACAUACGUUAGCAUUGGUGCCAUCACGAGGUCGGAUCUAUGGCUUCGGUCUGGGUAGCUCCGGACAAUUGGGCACACGUAACACUAAAAGUCUAAACCUGCCCCAGAUGGUCAUCGGUCCAUGGGUUUCGCCUAGUGGCUCUGCAUUGCUGCAAUCUAGCGAUGCAGAAGUCUCCGUUGUGAUACAGCAGAUCUUCUCUGGCGGUGAUCAAUCGAUAGUGACCACCUCGCUCUAUGUGGAUAAAAAGCCGCCUGCAGACUGUCGCAUUUAUGAACCCAAAUCACAGAUCCUGGCGCUUACGGCGGAUGCCACAAAGCAAUGUGCCCGCUUCAAGGAAGGCGAUCAAAGCGAUCUAGAUCUGCUGCACUCAAUGGAACAGAUAUUCAAAAGCCAAGCCUGCCUUAACGGCUCCUUUUUGCUGAGCCAGGACCAGCACUUUGGAUGUUCCGCCCGCAACUAUGGAUUGGAUCUGGCAGCUGCUCAGUUGGCUUUCGAUAAUCUACGCAAAGUGGAGAAUCAGAGCAUCAAGCAAGUAAUCUGGGAUAACUUGACGAAGGAUCUGCUUGGUUCACUUGUCCCCUCACCGGCGGAUGUGGAGAGCAUGCGUCUCUAUCUAUUACUGCCUUUAUAUCAUGAGUUUGUCAAUUCCAAACACUACAAGACACUGCACGUACCCUUUGCCCUUGCCACAUUCAAGCUGACGGAUAAUCCCCGCAAGGUGCUGGAAAAAUGGUGGAGCCACACUCCGUCAGAGUAUUUUGAGCAAAUGGUAAACAACUUUCUGCACGUGGUGAUGCACAUCAUCAGCUUUAAGAUGGGCAUUGAGGUCAUCAAUCACAAUGAACCGCGUCAGAAAAAGCUCUUGCCCAAUAAUAAGGAUUUGGAAAUUGUUCUGCGGCUGCUGGAUAAUCUGUGUCGCGUAAACAAUUUACGUGAGGAUCGGCUAAGCUAUCAGCUCUUUCACUGGCCAGAUCUGAUGGACUAUGUAGAUGUGCAGCAGGAAUACUUCCGCUGGACAAUGUUUGAGUCAACUAACGACUUCAACAUCUGCAACUACCCAUUCCUGUUCGAUGCUUCUGCCAAGACAGCGCUGCUCCAAGCGGAUCAGCUCCUUCAAAUGCACUCAGCCAUGGCGAACUCCUUCAAUGCAUUUCAUGAUCUUCUCGGGUUUGGACAAAUCUCACAGUUUAUUGUCUUAAAUGUUACGCGAGAGAAUAUUGUCCAGGAUUCACUGCGUGAACUGCAGCUUUAUAGCCAAAGUGAUCUUAAGAAGCCGCUGAAAAUCAAAUUUCACGGCGAGGAGGCUGUGGAUGCGGGCGGCGUACGUAAGGAGUUCUUUAUGCUGCUGCUAAAGGAUCUAAUCGAUCCCAAAUACGGCAUGUUCAAAGAGUUUGAGGACUCACGCAUUAUGUGGUUCGCCGAUGUCAGCUUCGAAACGGAGAACAUGUACUUCCUAGUUGGUGUACUUUGCGGGUUGGCUAUAUAUAAUUUCACCAUCAUAAAUCUGCCUUUUCCACUGGCGCUUUAUAAAAAACUUUUGGAGAAGCCUGUCGAUCUAAGCGAUCUGCGGGAAAUGUCGCCCACAGAGGCCAAUUCCAUGCAGGCACUGCUGGACUAUGAAGGGGAUGACUUUAAGGAGACAUUCGACUUGACCUUCGAGAUAUCCCGCGACGUUUUCGGCGAGUCAGAGACCAAGUCUCUUAAACCCAAUGGAAGCAAUAUUGCCGUUACGCUGGAAAACAGGCAGGAGUUUGUUGAUCUCUACGUUGAUUUUAUAUUCAAUCAAUCCGUUGAGCUGCAUUAUCGCGCCUUUCAUAAAGGCUUCAUGAGGGUAUGCUCUGGACGUGUUCUGAAGAUUUUUCAGCCGGAGGAAUUGAUGGCCGUUGUUGUCGGAAAUGAGGAGUACGAUUGGCAGGCAUUGGAAGACAAUUGCGACUACAAGGAAGGCUACACGUCUGGCGAUGAAACGGUAAAAUGGUUCUGGGAAGUCUUUCACGAUCUGUCCGAAGAUGACAAGAAAAAAUUCCUACUUUAUUUGACGGGCUCUGACCGUAUACCCAUUCAGGGUAUGAAAGCCAUCAAGAUCAUCAUACAGCCCACACAAAAUGAACGGUUCCUUCCCGUUGCACACACCUGCUUCAAUCUAUUGGAUCUGCCACGCUAUAAGACCAAGGAACGACUCAAGUUUAAACUAUUGCAAGCGAUACAGCAAACUCAGGGCUUUAGUCUGAUCUAAUCAUUUCAUCAUCUACGCGUAUGUUGAGUACAGGUAUUUUUUCGAGAAUUUAUAUAUUAAUUUUUGCAUUUGAAUUGGAUUAUAAGUUAAAAAAAUAGAAAAGCUAAAACACACAAUUCUUUUCAGAGAUCAAAUCAACUGAAAUAUUAUUGUGUUAUAGUUUAAGCAAACGUUUUUAGUAUAGUUAACACAUUGUUAUACAUAUAAAUUUGUGAAUUAAAAAUAAAAGGAAGUAUGAAAAGUGGCGUGCCUAAA